GGGCAGAGGACACACAAGCCUACGGGCCGUCAGUGAGGACCUGGCUCACUGUCUCAGCUGGCUCACAAGUCCUGGAGGUGGAGUGUGGCCACAGCAGGUCAGCUGUCACUCCCGAUGACUGCCACAGCCCUUUGCCACCCCUUUCCCUGUAUCCUUCCUUCCCUUCAGAACUUGGGAUUCACCCCCAGCUGAUGAGGGAGGGAGUGAGUGACAGGCCAACUGACCAAUGGGCCCCAGAGGAUGGGCCGGGGUGGAGCUUAUGCUGCCAUGGAGAGGAGAGAAGCCUGUCUGAGAGGAGGGUCAGAGGGAAGGAGACCUGGAGACAGAGCGAACAAGGGGGUCAUGAGGGAAAUGAGUGCACUGGCUUCUUGAGGCUCUGCAGAAGCUGAGCAGGGAGAAAGGGCCGGGACAGAUGGGAACCUAGCGUGUCUGGGGCAAGCAUGCCUUGAAUGAUGUUGUUUGAAGAGUUGCCAUGCAUCAGUUAACGUCUCAGUCCCCAGCUCUGAGUGUUGGCCUCUGAGCCUUCUGGGCUACUUGGUACAUGGAACCAAACCCUGAGCCUGAGUUUGAUGAGGGACCUGGGAUAGGGUUCAGGAGCCCAAUGUUACCUGUCUCCUUCCUUCCUAUCCAUUCUGGCCUUCUCCCACAGACAGCAAUGGAGGGAGAGAGUAGAUACCUCCAGGAUGAAGAGGGUGUCACUGGAUGUGAGGACUGUGUCGUCAUCAAUGGGACCUGCAGUGGCCAGUCCUCAGACACUGCCAAUGGUCCCUUGAUCCACGUCUUGGAGGCAGUCUGCACGGUGGAGAGCAGAGACUGUAGAACAAGCUCACGACCAUCCAAGAGGAAGGUCUCCAGCACGAUUGCAGACAUUCAGGACCUGACAGGAGAUGGAGAUGAAGGUGGAGAUGACGAGGUGGAGGACAGCCGUGGCUCUGGCACCCCAGUGACGCCCAAACUCUUCUGGAAGGCCAGGACACCCUCUAAGUCCCCAGCAUCCCUGAGUUGGCAAGCAACCACUUCAGCAAGCAUGUCAUGGCUGUCCCCUGCCAGCCCUUACCCUACCAUUGACCUCACAGAUGAAGAAGUGAUACCCCAGAGCAUCAGUACCCCAUUGGUUGACUUGAGCCAGGACAGCUAUCAGGAGAGCAUGGAUACCACACAGGUGGAUGUGAAAAGCAGAGAUGGAGAUAACACCAAGUAUCAGGUACCACUGAGAAGGGAUUCUGCCUGUCUUAGUUAGGGUUUCUAUUGCUGUGAAGAGAUACCAUGGCAACGCUUAUA
Molecule: messenger RNA, 1281 nt
Organism: Peromyscus maniculatus bairdii (prairie deer mouse)
Lineage: Eukaryota; Metazoa; Chordata; Mammalia; Rodentia; Cricetidae
Source: RefSeq, a predicted model, not a curated record